AUGUCGGAAGGUGCUGGACAGCCUGCUAAUGGUUUCCUUCACUUAUACGGCCAUCAAGAUGUGUGGCAUGGCUAUACAGACAUUAUCGUAGGCAAGAGUGCUGUAGAAAUUAUACGGUCAUCCUUAUGUCAAGAUUAUAGCCCUGAUAAAAACCUCAGUGAUUCCGGAGAUGAAUGCAUUGACCAAGUUGAGAACAACGAGCAUGUCAAGAAAAAAAGGAGAGUUAAUAGUAUAGAUACAGAUGGAGAAGGAAGUGUCAAUAGCCGGUCAUCUUGUGUUGAGUUAGACCCUGUGUUUAUGUCAAGAAUUAACAGCCGGAGUAUAGUUGAAGAAAAACAAAUGCAAUUAUUACGUCAGGCUUUAGCACAGACUAUAACAAAUGCUUUUUUACAAGUGAAACUUUCACCUUGCCUUGCCAGUACAUUGGUUCCUUCUUUUAUAGCAUCCAAACAAGGUAUACAGAUACUGAUGUAUUCAUGCGCAAGUGAUUUACUGCUUGUCAGUGAAGAAUUACCUUUGUUUGACUUUAAUACAAAUGAACUUGAUGUUUCCACCGUGAUUUAUCUUUGGUUAUCAUUGAAUAUUGACAUUCCUGCUCAAAGCAUGGACAUAAUUGACUGGAAUAAUUCAAAUUUCAGUGGGUUUGUAAAGAUAUUUGAAAAAUAUAAUUGCUAUAGCGAAGGAGUAACUCAUCCCUGUGAUUUUACUGGUAAGGAUACUCAAAAAUUGAAAUUUGAAUCAUCUGUCUUAGCUUUACCAGUAAUAGCUCCAUAUAUAACUCAAGCAAAAAAAGUUUAUAAUUCAGCAAGCAAAAAGUUCUAUGAUAAGAAAUAAAGGGUUGAAAGAAUUUGUGUGAAAUAGCUAUAAAAUUUAUUUAUACAUGAAUGGUCUACCUUGACCUUGUCCAAAUUAUGUGUAAUGAAAGAUUUUAUAGCAUGAAUAAAUCUUAAUUUCUACCUUUACCAAUGGCUUCUUUAUUAGCUCUCCGUUUCAAAGAAAAUAUUUUGAGCUAUUGUCAGGGUUGACAUAGAUGUUGGGUAAUCUUUUUGUUCAAGACCACAUUCUCAGAAUUGUAAAAACUAUUCGCCAUAAAUUUGGUAUUCUUCGUGUUAAAUGUCACGAAAGGACACCAUUUCAAAAGAGCAGAUAAUCCUUAAAGUAUUUUAUGCACGGAUAUGUCCUUUUUA
Ruditapes philippinarum (Manila clam) is the source of this 1187-nucleotide messenger RNA. RefSeq lists its product as uncharacterized. The transcript is spliced from 2 exons. The coding region runs from base 1 to 834 and encodes 277 amino acids. NCBI's taxonomy places the organism in Eukaryota, Metazoa, Mollusca, Bivalvia, Venerida, Veneridae. The record is from RefSeq and is a predicted model, not a curated record.